GAUAGGUAUCAUCGUAGACCACGGUUGGAAUCACGGUUAGAAUUUUUCAAGUUCGCAGUUGAAUUAAGUGGGAAGGAGUUGAAACGGGUGGAAAGAGGUUCCAAUGAUAUCUUUGUCAUACAACAAAAUUAAAAUGCUUGCAUUGAUAUUUUCAUUAGUGUGGUUAGCUAUGAUCGGAUAUGCGCUGGGUAAGAAUCCCAAUUUGCCCGAAAUAAGCCAUUCGAGCGCGAGGCAAGCGAGAUGUGAGUAAUGCCGCAUUCGGCCGAAUCACCGUUUUCCCAUUUUAUACGAUCGGACGUUUUGUGAACGAAGUUUGUACGGGAGCCAAUCAGAUGCUUGGAACUUGUGUGAUACGCGGCGAAUGCAGUGACGGUGGUGGAGUAUCGACGGGUAGUUGCAAUUCAAUUACAAGCCAAGCUGUCUGCUGUGUCUAUCAAUUGACAUGCGGCGGUAGUACAAACUUCAACAAUACCUACUUCUAUAAUUCUGGGUACCCUGGAACUUUUAAUGGAGGAUCAAAAUGUGCGUUAACUGUAAUGCCAUGCAGUGACGAAAUUUGUCAACUUCGUAUUGAUUUUUUGGCAUUUUCACUGGCGCCCCCCAAUGGAGAUGGUGAAUGCCUCACCGAUUUCAUUUCGAUCACAGGUGGAUCAUCACGCGUUCCUCGCAUUUGCGGUGAAAAUGCCGGGCAACAUGUUUAUGUAGAUUUCAAUGGUGUAAAUCCAAUAGAAAUAGCUGUAUUAACGACUGGCAGCUACACGUUCAAUCGCCAGUGGCAGCUUCAGGUAUCACAAAUUGCAUGCAAUUCAGCUUACAGAGCGCCAUCGGGAUGCCUUCAAUACUAUUUGGAUGGCUCAGGAACUAUAAUGAGUUUUAAUUACGCAUCAUCGCCCAAUGGUUUACCAAAUUCAAUAGGGGUUGAGGGUUCUAGACAGUUGGCAAAUCAGAGAUAUGGAAUAUGCAUACGAAUGGGUGCAAAUAAAUGCUCCAUAACAUACAGUCAAAUUUCGUCCGAUAUAUAUUCAUUUACAAUGACUGGAGAUGUGGGUGCAAUUGAUCCUGUUCUUCUGGGAACAGUUGAUGUACAAAGUCAGCAAUGUACUAUGGAUUUUAUUAUUAUCCCAAAUCCUGCACAAGGAGGUGUUCAAUUAGAUAGCGAUCGGUUUUGUGGCUUAGGCUUGGUUCCAACAACGAGCUAUAUGAAACCUUUCGUUCUUUAUGUCGUCCAUGAUGCAAAUGAGAAUACAGAUAUUUCAAACAGAGGAUUUGCGCUCGAUUAUUCACAGGGAGCAUGUCCUGUAACAUAAGUAGAUUGGCAGUGAGUAUUUUAUGAGUAGUGUAAUUAGAAUUAUAUUAAGUGUAAGUGUUUUAGGUUACUAAAUUAUUAUAUUAAAUGAAACAUGAGCAUAUUUUUUAGAGUUUUCUUUGCAAGAAAAAAGGAACAUUUUAAGUGUUUUUAGUUUAAAAACGACUUAACCAAUGUAUCUUUUCUAAAAGCAUAGAUGUUGCCGCCAAUCCUGAAUAUUAUACAUAAUAGCAAAGUAUGAAAAUAAUCAGUGUUCAUAAAAAUCUAUCCUUUAGGAAUGAUAUCCUAGUAUCAUGAUUACUUUUAACUAUGGAAUGAAUUUAGAGACAUGUUGAACUGUAUGAAAAAUUAAGAAAGGGAAUCAUAUGUAGAACUUAGUUAUUAGAACAUUUUAUAAGCAGUGUUUAGGUAAGCAAUUUUAUGUUUUUCUACUAAUAUAUUGCCAUGAUAAAAUUGCCAAUACUAUUGCC
This is a messenger RNA of Hermetia illucens (black soldier fly), 1776 nucleotides long. RefSeq lists its product as uncharacterized. The transcript has 4 exons. The record is from RefSeq and is a predicted model, not a curated record. Bases 333 to 1307 code for a protein of 324 amino acids. Lineage: Eukaryota; Metazoa; Arthropoda; Insecta; Diptera; Stratiomyidae.